Molecule: messenger RNA, 1468 nt
Organism: Zea mays
Lineage: Eukaryota; Viridiplantae; Streptophyta; Magnoliopsida; Poales; Poaceae
Exons: 1
Coding region: 724-1104 (126 amino acids)
Source: RefSeq, marked validated
GACACUAGUACGCCACAAUCAUGUCCUCACAUGCAACAAGAUAUUUUGACAACCAUCUAAUAUAACUACGACAUUUUUAUGCUUCAAUCAAGAUAAUCAUUGUGAUUAAUAUAUCUGUUCAAUCCAUCGACCCAAUCAAUUAAUAAAAAUAGCGAACUAGAGAACGAUUACUGAAUUAACUAGAACUCCAAGCAAACAUUGAUGAUUCUUGUUCCUGCCUCCUGUCGAGUCCCUAGCAAGCGCCCCGUGGGUUCCACUACUUCACUCAAACUUCCAAGAUUACAGCGGUGAUCGAAGGCGAGCACGUAGAGACAGAGUCGGAGCGAGCACGACGACAGCAAGAUCGCCUACCAGCAAUAGUGCGGAGGCAAAUGACGACAUCGACGUGUUGGCACACCGAUUCUAUUCGACGAAAAUGAUGGCGUGGCGACCCCGGGUUCGGGCGUCUAGCAGUCUAGGCAUGGCUGAGCACCUGAGUGGCGGUCCUCGCCCACCACAAAGGAGUCGAAGCAGGAACAAACGGCAAGGAAUCCAAGAGGCGGACGUUGAAGCCAAACAAGACCGGCAAGGAAGAGCAGGGACGCGGCGUGCACACGUUGCUCGAGGAUGGCGCAUGAUACGACAAGGAGGCGAGGUGUCCGGGCGAGCUCGCAGCAGCAGUUGGCUAGAGAAUAAUGUCCCGACGAGCACGAUCAGAGAGGUGAGCAAGGGCAGAGGGCACCGAUGUCCUUCGACCAGAGACCGAGGCACAUAGCACGGCGGACGGACUUAGCUCCUGGGAGACGUGCGAGGGGGAGCUGGAAGCCAAUCCGAUGGUGGUUCAGUGGCAAGCGAUGGCUGGGUCUGAGGGGGUCAUUGCCCAAGCCGAGCAGCAUGUUGAGGUCAGCACUCCGAGCGUACAGGCUCUGUGCCCAUGUCCGCGAUGAACGAGCCGCAGGAGGAUCUCGGACUCGGGCAUGGAGGAAGCAGAGGGGCACGGCAUGGAGUCAUCGCAGUGCUCCAAGUCGAAGGCCACCACGGUGCUGCUGCAAGACGGACCUUCAUCGGCGCUGGGACAUCGUGGUGGCCGAGCAUGCACCAGAGCCGAGGUGGAGGCGAGCUUGAAGAGGUGGAAUAGGGAGGACAACAGUUGGACCUGGGAGGAGCAAGGAGGGUCACGGCGAUGGAGAGGGCGAGCAGGGAGAUGGGCGUGGCAGCAGAGAGGAGCGCCAUGGGAGACGGGCGCGCGCCAGCACUGGAGCACACGGCCCGGAGAUCCGAUCCAGGAGCCGAGCGUGGGAGGAGGUCGAGAGGAGAACGUCCUACGCCGCUACGCGCAUGGUGCUGCAGCGGAGAGAGCUUCUUGGUGGCCGGCGAGGAGGAAGCAGGGCGCGUGCUGGAGAGCUGAGCAGGAGGGAGCGGGAACUAGGGCGUGGUCCGAGCUGGGGGAAGAUGCGCGCGGGGGGACAAGACGCGAGGGAGAGAGAGG